Habropoda laboriosa is the source of this 4689-nucleotide messenger RNA. It is a transcript of the gene Acf, whose product is annotated as bromodomain adjacent to zinc finger domain protein 1A. The record is from RefSeq and is a predicted model, not a curated record. Lineage: Eukaryota; Metazoa; Arthropoda; Insecta; Hymenoptera; Apidae. Gene Ontology annotation, molecular function: protein binding. Gene Ontology annotation, biological process: chromatin remodeling. Bases 295 to 4689 code for a protein of 1464 amino acids. The transcript is spliced from 14 exons.
CGUUAAAUCGUGCUUUGUCAUGAGACUCGAAAUGUUUCGUAAAAUAAUAUCAAAGAUUUAUGUUCAACAUAUAUGAAUAGAUAAAAUUUCGAAGCAAGUGAAUUAUAACAAUUUUAGUGAAAGUUUAACAGUGUUUCAAGCUUAAAGUGCGUUUAUAAGUUAGCGUGCAUCGCAUGUGCCUGGCGGUGUUCCGGAAAGAGUAUAGCACUAUCUUCGACGCAGAAUUGAUUUGUAACUUACCAGAAACGUAAACGAGAAUUACAUCAUUAUAUUGAUAGAUUUAUAAGUGUUGACAUGCCACUUCUUCGUAAACAACCGUUUCAACGACUACAUGUCUCUUCAGACUUCAAAGACGACGAUGAAGUUUUCCAUUGCGAGGUUACCAACGAAAUCUUCAAGGACUACAAUGAAUUCUGUGAAAGAAUUAUUUUAUGCAAUUCACUUAUAUGGUCAUGUAGUAUAACAGGUAGAACUAACAUGACUUAUGAAGAGGCUUUACAAUGUGAAGAAAAUGCAAAAAAAAGCCUUAAAGAAUUUCCUAUGGAGCUACGUAUUCCUAUAUUAUACCUUGCCAGUAAAACAAACAGAUCAUCUUUUAAUGAAAUGAUAGAAGAUGUAUAUCAAUUUGCAAGGGAUCGUUAUUUUGUAGGAGAAAUGGUAGAAGCAAGUUUUACCGAGGAUUCUUGGUGUGACUGUCAUGUUCUACAAGUUAUUGCACCUUCAGAACAACAAAUUAAAUCAUAUACUAAGGAAAACAACAGGAAUCCACAAGAACAACAGUAUCAUCCACCUGCAAAAUUAUUUCGUUAUGAAGUGGAACAGUUAGACUCUGGAGAUUCUGAUGUCAGUCAACUUAUGAUAGUAGAAGCAACACAAGUGAGAAGAAGGAAACAACACUACAGUAAAGAACGUAAUAAAAUAUUUUUACGUCAAUUAUGUGAACUGAAUGAAAGUGGAAUAUGGAUUGUUAAAGAUAGUGUUUUACAAAAGUAUGGUAUUAAUAAAGUACGUUUUGACACUAUAUUUGCUGGCCCCCCUCCUGAUUUUACAUCACGUGUUAAAAAAUCUGUUAAACACAAGCAAGAAUCAAUAGAUAAAUUUCUUACAUCAGAUGUAUCAAAACAGAAGACAGUAGAAAAGCCUGAUCCUCUUAAAAAGGUGCAUCAAGGAGGAGUAGAUAUAAAAAAGUUUAGGAAACCAAGAAUGAAUGGAAAAUUUAAAGAAGAUCUCAAAGCAAAAGCUCUUGAAGGGAAAGCAAAAGCUCUUGAAGAGAAAGCAAAAAAACGCAAAGAAAAAAGAGUUUUGGAAAUUGAACGUAAAAAGGAGGAAAAGCAGAAACAAGCAGCUUUGGCUGCAUAUGUAAAGCAAUGGAACAAACCAAGGGAGGAUCUCGAAUGCGAAAAUCUUUCCCCCAUUCCACAACCUACACCGGUUAAGACUAGCAUACCUAAUGAAAAAUUCGGUGAUAGUGUUAUGAUUCUAGAAUUUUUAGAAUUUUUUAACAAUGAAUUAGAAGUCAGUGCAUAUUUCCCAAACGGUUUUACAUUAGACUUGUUAGAAAAAGCAUUGUUAGUAAAAGAAGCAUCUGGACCUUGGAGUGAUCUCUUACAAUUACUAUUAGCAAACAUUUUUAAAUAUCAAGCAGAUGAAGAAGAUGAAAUUCAUGCUCAAGCAUCUGAUAUAACAAGUGAUACUAAAAUGUAUGAAGGAGUAUCAAUGAAAAAAGCUGUAAAAUUAGCUACAAUUGCUUCCAGCUGGUGUCAAAUACAUCAAGGUUGCGAUUUAUCUGAAUUGACAUUAGAUCACGUAACUGUAAGUGAAAUUUUAAGGCAACAUUUAUUAUGUUCUGGAGGAAGAAUGGGCGAAGUUGCUACUAAGUGGAGAUAUUCUCAAAGAGGGGGAUAUACAAAUCAAGAUGAUCCCGCACUUCUGAUGAGGAUAAACGAGGCAUAUAUUUUAAGAUUAUUGGGUCAUCGUGACGUUCACGAAUUUGAUUUAAAUGAAAAAUUAAAAGUAGCCACGUGUCUUAUAGAUCAAUUACUUACUUUUGCUUCAAUACGAGAUGUAAUUGAAGAAAGACGUGAAAAACUUCAUCAAGCAAAAAAAGAAUUAAAGUCUUUUUUGAUAGCUGAACAAAGGAAAGAGAAAGAAGAGAAGGAAAAAAUGAGAGAACGCGAGAAAGAUAAAGAAAGCAAAGUACCAAAGAAAGUUACACGUGGCACUUGUGAGGAGGGAAAAAAGAAAGAAGAGUAUGAAAAUAAAUUAAAAGAACUUGAAGAAGCAUCUACAGAUGACAAAAUGAUGCUUUAUUUAGGAUCUGAUAGAGCUCAUCGUAGAUACUGGAGAUUUUUGUCAAUACCAGGAAUAUUCGUAGAGAAUGAUGAAAUGUGGCUUGGUAAUUGCUUUCCUGAUGGUACCCCUUAUCAACCAGAAUUACAAGAUGGAGAAUCUACAUACGCAUAUUUAAAAAAUAAAUUUGAAGAUGAAUUUAGUGAUAAAGAAAAUAGUUUUAAAAAAGCAAAAAAAUCUCCUAAAAGAGUUUCAUUUUCUGACAAAAAUGGUCUUAAAUCUCCAAGAAAAGACGUACCUCGAAAAGAGAUUAAGCAAGAGCUAUCCGAUAUUAGAAAAAAUUUAAUGGCUUGCACAGGAGACAAAGAAUGUCCAGUACAUUGGCAAAGGUCAGAAGAAAAAUGGUAUUUUUUCGGAAAUGAGGAAGACAUAGAAGCUUUAAUAAAUGGUUUAAGUAAACGAGGAAUUAGAGAGGGUAAACUCAGAAAUAAUAUUAUACAAAUAAAGACAAGUUUAAUGUCUAUGAUCAAAGAUUGUCCUAGACAUAAACUUAAUCCUGAAAUCUUUUCAGAACCUAUUAAAGAAUAUCCUAAUAAAACUAUAAAAAAGAACAAAUAUGAAAAUGCUAACUUAAACUUUUGUACUGAAAUGUCAGUAAAUGAUGUUCUAGAACUGACUCUAAGAGAUUAUAUUCUAGAUUUCGAAGAUAGAAUAAAAGGGUGUGCUGUGGGACUUUUGAAAGUCAAUGAUCGAGAAGCAUGGAGGAAUGCAAUUAAUAACAUGAAAUAUGAUAAACAAUGUGAUAAAUUAGUGUAUGGUACAAAUGAGGUUGAAGCAGAUACUGCUCCUAAUGUGACAUUAGACAAAGUUAAGUACAAAGCCAAGCAUAGCAGACCAGGAACUCCAGAUUCAGAAGUUGGAAGUAUUAGUAUAAAAACUUAUAAAGAUUCAGGAAAAUAUUUAGGUCCACCAAGUGAAAAUGAAAUACUUCCAGAUCCUAAACAACAAAUAGCCAUUAAACAAAUGGCUUGUGCUAUUUUACAGUUAUCUCAUGCCAUUUGGCAAGCUUACUUAGGUGGCACAUUAGUUAUCAAUGAGAAAGACAAAAAGUUGUCUGGUGAAGAAGUCAAAGAAAGAUGGGAAGAAUCACUUAUGGCAUCAACAAAUUGGUCUCAAUUAUUUUUACAUUUCAGUACCCUAGAAAAUAGUGUCGCAUGGGGUAAAAGUUUACGACAUGCUCGGUGUCGAAUCUGUAGGCGGCGUCGUGACGGUGAUAAAAUGCUACUAUGCGAUGGAUGCAAUAAAGGCCAACAUUUAUAUUGUUUAACACCAAAACUAACUAAUGUACCAGAAGGUGAUUGGUAUUGUAAAGCAUGUAAACCACCAACAAAACCAAAAGAAAAAAUUAAAAAGCGAAAGAAAUUUGAAGAUGAAUUAGAAGAAGACGUGAUGUUAACCAAAGAAACUCGACAUAAUCGUGCAAAACGUAUUCUAGAAAGCGAGGAAGACGAAGAUCAAGAAGAUGAGGAACUGGGGGAAGAUAGUGAGGAAGAUGUCAGUAGUCAACGCAUGGAUGUGUGUAAUGUGUGUAGAAGUGGUGGAAAAUUGAUCAGUUGUGACACAUGUUUAAAAUGUUUUCAUGUAGAAUGUAUAGAACCUCCUGUAGCAAGAAUGCCUCGUGGAAGAUGGAUUUGUUCAGAUUGCAAAGAUAAGAAAGACAGAAAAAUGAAUAUAAAAUACGUGAGGGGGCGUGAAAGGGAAAGGGACAAGGAGAGACUGUGCGCUGCAGCAGCACGCUCUCGCAUCCAUGGCUUUGCCAAGAGCCUCCUCACUACAGAAUCUACAGACUGGGACGAUAGUAGCACUUCAGAGGAUACCGAACCGAGACAAACCAGAAGAGCAGCAAAAAGGGCUGCUGAAAUUGAACAAGAAGAAGAAGAUAAAGGCACAAUUAAAGGAUCCAUGGGAAGACUGCAAGAAUUACUUUCUGAUAUUAGGCAUCACAGAGAUUCAUGGCCUUUUCUAUCACCUGUCACAAAAGAUGAAGUUCCAGACUAUCAUGAUAUUAUUUCUAAUCCUAUGGAUUUCGGUACAAUUAAGUACAAACUUAACAAUGACGAAUAUGAAACAUUGGAACAUUUCUUCAGUGAUUGUCAAUUAGUGUUUGAAAAUUGUCAAACUUAUAAUGAAGAACAUAGUUCAGUCUACAAUUACGUGUACAGAGCAGGUAUGAGGUUAUUGAAGUACUUUGAAAAGCGGUACAAAGAACUAGGGUUGACUUAUGGUGAGGAAUUGCUACGACCACCAAAUACAAAGAAGCCGAAACUUGAAGAGAACGGUCUUGCAGGUAGCGAAGAUGAGGACACAGAAGAAAUUCAGAAUUCAAGUUAUAUUUAUUAA